AUGCACGGGAUAAUUGACAUGCAUAUUUUACCUACGUCAGCUUCCAUGAUCGGUGGAACUAUCUUCGUUCUGACGGGUACGGUCGCUCGAACAAAGGCGGGACCAGCUGUCUUCCUCGCCUAUACCAUCGCUGGUAUUGUGGCCUUAUUCAACGCGUUAAACUACUCCGAGUUGGCUUGCCGAUUCCCAAAGGCCGGCUCAACCUACACAUACGCCUACAUUAUGUUGGGGGAGCUGCCGGCCUUCCUUGCCGGUUGGUCAAUUCUGCUGGAAUACAUUCUAGGCGUGGCUGCUGUGUCACGCGGCUGGAGCAGUAAUCUCAACGGCCUUGUGAACGACGCAAUAUCCAAUUGGACAAUAACAAAUGUUGGACUGUAA
Messenger RNA from Dibothriocephalus latus, 378 nucleotides. NCBI's taxonomy places the organism in Eukaryota, Metazoa, Platyhelminthes, Cestoda, Diphyllobothriidea, Diphyllobothriidae. The record is from the annotation of a GenBank genome assembly.